Molecule: messenger RNA, 17769 nt
Organism: Rhincodon typus (whale shark)
Lineage: Eukaryota; Metazoa; Chordata; Chondrichthyes; Orectolobiformes; Rhincodontidae
Product: protein bassoon-like
Exons: 14
Coding region: 1-12222 (4073 amino acids)
Biological process (GO): presynaptic active zone assembly; protein localization to synapse
Cellular component (GO): GABA-ergic synapse; glutamatergic synapse; axon
Molecular function (GO): structural constituent of presynaptic active zone; metal ion binding
Source: RefSeq, a predicted model, not a curated record
AUGCAGAAUCAAGGUUGUUCAACACAGCAAAACCCGCAACAAGAACAAAGGAGGAAUCUCCAAGCUGACACAAGUACAAAACGAGGAGAAAGGUCCCAUUCUGCAUCCCCAGACAAGGGCAGUGCUCCAACUUCUCCUUAUUCAGUACCACAGAUAGCUCCGUUGCCCAGCAGUACUCUAUGUCCUAUUUGUGCAACAACCGAGCUGAACUCUUAUCCAAAACAGCCAAACUUCAACACUUGUACUCAAUGUCGAUCGGUAGUGUGCAAGCAGUGUGGAUUUAAUCCUAAUCCUCACAUUACAGAGGUGGAAGAAUGGUUGUGCUUAAACUGUCAGAUGCAGAGAGCUCUGGGAAUGGACAUGACCACUGCACCACGCUCGAAAAGUCAGCAACAACUACACUCUCCAUCACACCAGGCCCAAACAGAACCACAAACAAAAGCGCAACGACAGCCUCAAACAGAUCCAGUCCCCCAACAAGGAAGGACUACACCAAUAAAAAGAGAGAUCCCUAAAGUGCCAUCUACUGCAGAACAUAAGCCUGAGACUAGGAUGCAACCGAGUGAACGUGAGAAACAGGGGCCAAUAACAACUAAAUCCGAAUUGCAGCCUGUUGCCCAACCGCAAAUGGUUGCCCAGUCUGAGGCAAUCAGGCCAGUUGGUAAGAGCCAACAAACUAAGCCUGCUCCUGCAGAACAAAGACGAACAACAGAUGGUUCACCAGCAAGAACGCAAGCAGGGCCCUCCAAUAUAUCCCAAGAUCAGGAGGGCAUUACUGGUAAACUUUUUGGGUUUGGAACUUCUCUUUUAAGCCAGGCCACCAGUCUUAUAUCCACUCAGCCAGAACAGACAUCACAAAGUCAGCAAUCACCUGCUAAAGGAUCUGCAGCUAAACAGGCCCCAGAAAUAAUUUUCAGUGAUCAAAGCACAGAAUUGAGCUCAAAGUUGCAAAGUUCGACGGCAGGAUUGCAAGUUAAAACUGAGGCUGUCACCGCAGCUAAACAAGAGAAACUAGAGCCAGUCACUAAACAGAAAGAAGUCAACAAGCCCAAAGUAUUGUGUCCUCUCUGUAAAACAGAACUGAAUGUGGGAUCAAGUCAGACUCCCAACUUCAAUAAUUGCACUGAAUGCAAAGUCCAAGUGUGCAACAUGUGUGGUUUCAAUCCAACGCCGCACCUGGUAGAGAGAAAUGAAUGGCUUUGUUUGAACUGUCAGACCCAACGACUGAUGUCUGGAAAUUUGGGAGAUGCACCACUUCCUGUCCCAUCACCGGUAUCAAAGCAACAGCCGUCAAUGUCACCACACCAUCAAACAGGGCAAACAGGUGUCAGUGUGCAACAAAGAAAAGGGGCUAGCCAACAGCAAGCUGGCCCUGUCCAACCGCAGAAGGUCCCUGUAGCAUCGGGUCAACAAUUAUCUCAACAUAAGGAAACACCAACUGCUAAACCGGGAAAACCCAUGCAAACGAAACAACAAGGUCCAAUGGUUGUGGAUAAGCAACAUGCUCAGCAAAUGCAUCCUGGGCAAAGCGAGGCCCAGACUACGAUCCCAAAAAAGUCACAGUCACCAAGGGAGAAGCCAAAACCUGCAAUACAGAGCACCACCAUACCUGCAUCAUCAAAAGUGAUCAGUACUGACAAAAAAGUUGACCCUUCUACAAAAGAGACCUCCCAAGCAGCUGAACUACAGAAAGCAAAAAUUCAAGAGGAGUUGAGUAAAGGCUAUCCUCAAGAACAGUCACGUAGCCCACAAAGUUUAAGUGAUACAGGCUACUCGUCAGAUGGCAUCUCGAGUUCUCAGAGUGAGAUUACAACAUCACUGCACCAUGAGGCACAAAAGCUUAAUGAGUCUGGUCCAAUGCAACAGAGUCCAAAGAGCCCUUCAGAAUUUAACAAGUUGGAGAGCAGUGUACGGCCAUUGCUGGAAUCCCAAAGUGUUCAAGACAAAGCUGAAAGGGAAAGGACUGCUCAAAGUUCAAGUGAAGAACAAAGACAGGGGUAUAGACCCCGAUCGCUUUCAAUUACUCCAGAGUCUUAUAGUUCAGAUGAAGAGCUGGAAGAUAUACAAGAAGAGGAUGAAGACACUUUUGAAUUGGAAAACCAAGGUGAGCGAAGAGAAAGCCUGGAGUCGUUGGAUGAAUUUGGCAGGAAACUGCAGCAUGGCUAUGUUGAAGACCGUAGUGGAAGUGCAGUAUCAGCUCCUCAUGCUAAGAAUAUACAAUCUGGAGCAGAAUUAACCGAUGAAGAAUUUAUGCGAAGGCAGUUGUUGGAAAUGAGUGCAGAAGAGGAUAAUGUCUCUGUGGAAAAUGAGGACUUGGAUAGUCAUGUUAAACGUGUUAGUAUAAAGAAGAGUCAGAAACGUAAUUCAGAGUCUAAUAAGCAAAGCCCUUCAAAGCAACGUCAGGAUCCCAGUACAAAGGAACAUGAAGAUACAUACAGGGAAUCCCUGAAUCGUGCAGAAGAGGAUUCAGUGGGAGAACCAGCUGGGCUACGACGCUUCAAGACUAUAGACUUGAAUACUACAAACACUUACAUCAGUCGAGAUGUCGAAGGUUGUAGUGAAGCAGACCUCAGUAUUGAUAGAGAACCUGAACUUGAGAUGGAAAGUUUGACUGGGUCACCAGAUGAAAAAUCAAAGGGUGAAUACUCAUCCACAUUGCCACCCUCAACACCUACUUUUUCAUCAGGCACUUCACCAACUUCUGUCUCCUCAAUGGAAGAAGACAGUGACAGUAGUCCAAGCCGGAGACACAGACUUGAAGAGGUGAAGCAGCAGAGAAAGGCAAGACAUCGAUCGCAUGGUCCUCUGUUGCCAACUAUUGAGGACUCUUCUGAGGAAGAGGAGUUACGAGAGGAAGAAGAGCUGCUUCGAGAGCAGGAGAAGAUGCGUGAGGUGGAACAACAUCGCAUUCGAAGCACAGCACGUAAAGCAAAAAGGGACAAAGAAGAAUUAAGGGCACAGAGAAGACGCGAAAGAUCCAAAACACCGCCAAGCAAUCUUUCUCCCAUCGAGGAUGCUUCUCCCACAGAAGAGUUGCGCCAAGCUGCAGAAAUGGAAGAACUCCAUCGGUCAUCUUGUUCUGAGUAUUCACCCACGAUGGAUUCAGAAGCUGAGGGUUUUGAAAUAACAACCUGCAGAUUAUACAAAUCUGGCAGCGAAUACAACCUCCCAUCGUUUAUGUCCUUGUAUUCUCCAACUGAAAAAUCAACUACCAGUAGUUCUUCAGUAAAUCAAAAACCAUUGAAAAGUGCCGAGGAAGCAUAUGAAGAAAUGAUGAGGAAAGCCGAAAUGCUAAAGACACAGCAGCCAGCACAGACAAUGGCUUAUGGCAGUUCUUACCAACAAGAUGAUUACAUGCAGAAUAAUUACAAGUACCAAUCUUCAGAUGUCUACACUUACUCGAACAAUGAAAUAACAUUAUCUCAGACAAGUGUACCAGGUGAGCUGCAGAAAGCAGAAGCAUAUGAGAUUACUGCAAAAACUGCUGCACAAACUCCAAAACUGUCCCAUUCACCAUCGCUGGAGCUCCGCCUGCAGCAACAAAAUGCUCAAUUACAAAACCUUGAGAGGUCUUUUCAGGAAAAGAAGCUUCUUGAUGCGCAAAGUGCUUACACAGAAUUAGCAAAGCAAACAGAUGCACUUCUUACACCUGGAACAAGUCCCACCCAGUCAUCUGCACCAAUGACUUUUAUUUCAUCUCAAGCUAAUAGAGGCAUCCCUGAUGUUCGGGUGACUCAGUAUUUUAUGAGAGACAUGCAGGACCAGACUGCAACACCAAUCGGAACCAAGGUCGACACCUCACAUAUUGUAACAGCCUCUUACACAACAUACAACAAAAAAUCAGCUGUGACUGUGGCCACUGCAAUAGUAAGUCAGUCCUCUAUGUCUGCAAGAUCUUCUCCCAUAGAUCGAAGUAUGGGAUACAUUCAAGUCAGGCCUUCAGAUCCGGGAAUCUCAACACCAUAUUGCUCUCAAAAUAAUUUGUCUGGGGGUAAGAAAUUCAGCGAAUCUUAUGGGGCACCAAAUCUUGAUGGAACAUCCACACAGACACCUGGGAGCUUUUUCAAAACUCCUAGCCCCGAGGAGCCCCUAUCGCCAUCAUCGCAGACAGCAGUAACUAGAACUGACACAUCAACAACUUCCCUGUCCAGUGGUAAAUCCACUACAGAAUUUUCAACACAGACUUCCAACGCCAGAGUUAUCUUGCCUUCCAAUGUGACCGUGGCCUCAUCACCCUCCACAAUGAUGGCUCAGGGUACUCAGACAUCAGCGAGGUCACCCCGACUCACUCGGCAAAUAUCCUCUCCCGAAUCCACGUGCAUGGUCAUUACUCUGGCAUCAAAUGUUUCAUCUUCAGCCCAACCGUUAGCCAUCAACUCAUCUGUGUCACCAAAUGCCUCGCCGACUCGGUUGAAUCGACAACAAACCUUGCACGGUUGGACACAGCCAGUGCCUGCUUCAACACCACAGCAGAUGCAGCUCCAGCCCAUGUAUGCCAAGUCUUCAUCACAGAAUGAUAGAACAUCCAUGAUGCAGCCUACUCAGAGAGGACAGAUAUCUUCAACAGUUGUCACAACUUCUGUGCUUGGUCAAGUGGUUCCUGUGGAAAAUACCUGUUUCAACAAAGCAUCGUGGUUUUACCAGAAUGCAAAUGCAAACAUAAACUCAGUGGAAGUUUCAAGGACAGGUAGCUCUAUAGUAGAUCUCCGAACAGCUACUAAAUCACCUCCUGUUAUCAUAACAGAUCAUGGAAUGGAUUUGACAUCUUUAGCUACAGAAAGUAGAAAAUACUCACUUGAAUCAGACCAGAUUCCAUGUCGUCAGUCCACUGCUGUGCAGCCAUUAAUCAUGAAUCUUAAUGUGCAGGAAUAUCCGCAUGUAAAUACGACUUCUAAUACGACAGUGGGCAUAACAAUAACAUCAUCAAUGCUAAUUUCCCAAUCCAAAGUACCAAAAAUAUAUGGAGAUCCUUUCCAGAAUCUAAUGGAUCUUGGUCAUGGCACAGCCACAGCAAUCUGUCUCACACAAGCAAGACAGCUUGAAUCAAUGGUCCAACCCCUUACUGUAACAGAAAGUGGAACCAAUACAGAUAUGGCAACAGUUACAACAAAAUCAGGUUUUACUAGUCAAAUCCAGCCACAUUUUGCUAGAUUUAACUUAGCUAACCAAAUGACUCCAGUGCGCAAACUGGACAUGUUAGUGAAUCAGGGCAACAUUAAUAACGCCAUUAGUGUUAGUGCCAUUCCAAGAUCAGUGCCUCUUGAUAGUGGCUUUGUCACUUCACAGGUACACCAAGAAGCAUCACUGGAAUUAAAGCCAUCUGCUCCUCCAGCAAACGUGCUGGGAGCGAAAGCACACACUAUGAUGGUGCAACUGGAUAGCACAGCAGCUGGCACAGUUACAAAGCUGUUAAAGCAAGAUACUCCUUCGAAUGCUUUGGAUUUGACCGGAGCCAAACCAGAAAGGGCUGUUUGUUGUGAUGUUGUGUAUAAAUUUCCUUUUGCUAGUAGCUGCACAGGGUCAUUUAAUUCAGGCACCCAAGUCCCAGAACAAGCAAUGACUGAACCACAGCUCGAUGACAGGAAUAUUGCUCAGAAAUACUAUGACAACAGGGCUCAGGAGCCUGUUGACAGUUACCAGUAUAAAGAGCCCAUGGCUACUUACCAGGACGGUUCUAAUUUGUAUAAAGAGCACAAAACAUUUCCUCAGGUAUUUUCUGGGCGACUACAUUCAUCCAUGUCAGACUCUAAUUUGUUAGAAGCUAGUCUUAAUUACAACCUAAUGAAGGACGAACCUUUUUAUCACCCGCCCGGAGGAGAUGCAGCUGUAGAUCUGAGUACAAUGAGACAGUCCUACAGUUUAUCUUUCGGCCAGGGGAGCGAUUGGGAGCUUGGAAUGCAGUAUGGUUCCUUCACUGACCUGAGACAACAGUCAGAUAUCCUGAGCCAACCCACGCCUAUAAGAAGAUAUAGUUCAAUGUCUAAUAUUCAUUCUGGUUAUGGUUACUCAAUACGAGAGGAUUUGCCAAAUUUUCAAGAGGCUAGUUUGGCCCAAUACAGCGCAACCACUGCUCGCGAGAUUAGCAGGAUGUGUGCAGCCCUAAAUUCCAUGGAUCAUUACGGAACCCGAUAUACAAACAGUUCAGAUUCCCUUCAGUAUGGACCAGCUGGGCCAAAUGCUCACUGCAGUGAACUUGCAAGAAACAGUGUAAUGUCACACCAUCAAGGAAUGCCACCACUGAAACAAGACAUGAAGUAUCGUCCAAACCUGUCUGACUCCCGACGUCGUAUUGCAGUGCAUGGCUUUGGCAACAUGCCGCAAGCAGUACGUUUGAGAGCCAUUAGGCACAUGUAUCCUUCAGCUGCUCCCGUGAGAGCACCUGAUGGCAUGAUUUACUCUACAAUCAAUACUCCAAUUGCUUCCACGCUCCCUAUUACGACACAGCCAGCUUCUAUCUUGUGUCCAAUGUUAAGAGGUGUUUACAGGCCCUACUUACCUGGUAAUAUCACAGCCGUGCCACUGGCCAGGUUGAGCAGACUCCCUCUUGUUGCACCAAGGAUGCCUGCUGCAGCUCCUGGGCUGUACCAUUACCUCCCUGCAAACAGGUUUCCAGCUGCUCCCACAACUUCUGCUGGGGAAGCACCUAUAUAUCUUGGAAAGUCUGGAGCGGCACCCGGGAAUAAUGUCAGAACUGGAGGUGUAAAUAUGAGUCAGCUUGUGCCGGCCCAGACCACGCAGAGGCAGGAACAAAGUGGUAUUCCUCAGCAAAAUAUUUCAGCUCCCGUGACUCAGAAGUUCAUCUCUGAUGCUAAUCAGGCUGACAUUGGGCUCAUCCAGCAGCAGCAACAGUUACAGCAUCAAGCGCAAUCACAACAACAGCAAGUACAAGUCCAACAGCAACAAGUACAACAGCAGACACAACAGCAACAAGUACAACAGCAGACACAACAGCAACAAGUACAACAGCAGACACAACAGCAACAAGUACAACAGCAGACACAACAGCAACAAGUUCAACAGCAAGUACAGCCCCAGCAAGUACAUAUGCAACAGCCCCAGCAAGUACAGCCCCAACAAGUACAAAUGCAACAGCCCCAGCAAGUACAGCCCCAGCAAGUACAAAUGCAACAGCAAAUGCAACAGCAGAUACAACAGCCACAGCAAGUACAAAUGCAACAAGUUCAACAACAGCUACAAGCAGAACAGCAGCUUGAACAGCAGAAAGAACAGCAGCUACAAAAGCAACUGCAGCAAUUGUUGCAGCAGCAACUGCAGCAACAAAAGCAACAGGAAGCCCGGCAAAGUGACACUGCAAGGACUGGUGCUGGUAGGAGGAAGCACGAGGACAAAGAGGAAGAGCAUCAGCGAAAGCAGCAGCAAGACCACAUGCUGCUCAUUGAGCGGGAACGUGUAGAGCUGGAAAAGCUGAGGCAUCAGCGCCUGCAGGAGGAAUUGGAACGCCAGCGCCUGGAGUUGCAGCGCCACCGGGAGAGUGAACAAAUCAUUGUGCAACGCGAGCUUCAGGAGCUGCAGACCAUCAAGCAGCAAGUAUUACACCAACAGCAGGAGGAGAGGCAGGCCCAGCUUGUGUUGCAACGAGAGCAGUUGGCACAACAAAGGCUGCAACUAGAGCAGAUUCAACAGCUCCAACAGCAACUGCACCAGCAACUGGAAGAGCAGAAAGUACGAAAUACCGUAAGUUUUCCUGCAGUUUGUGACCCUUCAGGCAGGAUCAAUCCACACAGCAUGUCAGAAAUGGCUAUUGAAAUGCAAAGAACAAUAGCUCAGAAUGGGCAGUACUGGCCUGUGAACCAGCCAUACAUGGAAGGUGCCCCUGUUGCCACUACUGCCCAAGAAGCAUAUGUAUCUCCACAUCACAGGGCAUUCAUAGAAGCACCACAACGAUCCACUUCUGAACUGUCUCUUCGAACUGAUGAGCACUGGGAAAAUCGAACCAUCAAGAAGCGCAACUCAGUGCCUAGGCUAAGGGACGCUUAUGAGGGAGAUGAUGCAUCCUUACGUGAUCAGUAUGUGGUUAAGAAAAUAGCAGACUGCAGCGUACAGACUGAUGACGAGGAAGGUGAGGAAGGCUACUACAUAUCCCGUCGGAGAAGACCUAAACGGAGUGUGGAUUGCAGUGUACAGACAGACGAUGAAGACAAUGGAGAAUUGGAGCAACCUACUCGUAGACGCCGUUCCAGGUUCUCAAAGCAUUCAGAUUCAAGCACAGAGCACAAGCGGGAAGCAUCAAAGGGGACCUCAAGUAUUGCCAUACAAACCGUCAAUGAUUGCUCUGUCCAGACAGAUCAACAUGAGCUCGGGCCAGUUUUCCCUGCCAUCCAUAUCACACCUGACCCACGAGUGGAAAUUGUAAGAUACAUAUCUGCUCCUGAGAAAACCUACAAAGGUGAGAGUCUUGCUUGCCAAACGGAGCCUGAAGCACAGUCACAAGGCAUUGUUGUCCCUCAGUUUGCAAUUCCAACCACCAUUAAUCCCUACUCUACUAACAUACAGAUUGUAACGUCUGGCCCGCUGGACCAAACCAAUAACAGGCAGCAGGGAGUUAUGAUCGUCCCAAAGGCUGAGAAGAAGAAACCAGAUCCUUUGGAAAUAGGAUAUCAGUGUCAUCUCCCACCUGAGCCUUUGCCUCAAAUGACUCGCCAGCCUCCAAAGUCUCCACAAGUUCUCUACUCGCCUGUCUCACCGCUGUCCCCACAUCGGCUAUUAGACACAUCCUUCACUUCAUGUGAGAAGCUAAACAAAGCCCACGUUACUCCUCAAAAACAUUUCACCACUGAAUCACCUAAACGGCAGCAAAGUCUGCCUCGGCCAAUCAAAGUGAUGCAGCGCUCCAUGUCUGACCCUAAGCCUGUCAGCCCGACCUCAGAUGAAUCUGGGAAAUCUAGAUUUUUCACUCAUCAACAACAACAGGCCCUGCAUGGCAGUCAGAUUGGAACUUGGCAGCAGAGCACUACGAAGAAAGUGAAAAGAACCCUGCCUAGUCCUCCACCUGAAGAAAUAAUACAUAGCAGUACACAACUUCAUCCACAGCUGUUUGGAACCUCCCUACCCCGGAAACGGGGAACUCUACCUGACCAAGUCACUCGCGAUAGACUCCUUAAGGAUAUCAGCCAUGAGCUAGAGAAAGUGGAGCAAGAAUCAAACAAACUGCAGAAGAAACAGGCAGAACUUGAUGAAGAAGAAAAGGAAAUUGAUGCAAAGCUUCGUUACAUCGAACUGGGAAUUAAUCGUAGAAAGGAAACCUUUGUCAAAGAACCAACAAAGCGAGACGUGGGCUAUGUGCGAGGCUUAGGAGAAGACAGAGACUAUAUGUCAGACAGUGAAGUCAAUAAUAUCCGAAUGCCAUCGUAUAAUAGCAACAAUGUCUUAGCUAGGCCACAAACUGCCCCAGUUAAUCAGUAUUCUGAAUACUCAAUGUCACAGCACCCAACCACAUCGUCUCAGUACCCUCCAUCACAGACCACUCCUCAGGGUUUGACAACUUACCAAACUGCAGGUUAUCAGACAUCUCAGUACCCAGUUCCCAACACUUACCAGUCCCAAAGCAAUCUUCAGUCUCACUCCACUUUACAUUCUCAGAACACUUUUCAGCCACAUGCAUAUCCCCAGAACACAAAUUACCAGACUGACGGUAGUUUACAGAAUGUAACUGGACUUCAACCAUCGAACCAGUACCAAGCUCCUGCCACUUAUACAAAUCAGGCUUCAUUUCAGUCUGGUCACAAUGCUCAGUAUCAGCAACAGACAAACAUCCUGUCACAGCAUCAGAAACCUCGGCAAACAUCAUUAGCAGAUCUUGAACAGAAAAUACCCACCAAUUAUGAAGUGAUUGGUAAUCCAAAUGCAAUUAUUUCUGCGACUCCAACAGACAAAAUUUACACAACCGCAACAAUGAGUAACAGCUAUGACCAGUAUAAGAAUGCAGAUUUGAGAGUUACUGAUGGUGGAAAUGCAAUAGAAAGUCCUUCAACUAACUAUUCAGCUGACUCUCUGUAUACAAACCUGGAGCACAAUGUUUCUCGUAAUUAUGUUAUGAUUGAUGAUAUCAGUGAAUUGACCAAAGAGAAUACCUCAGCAACAGAAAGCCAGAAAGUAGAUCAGCCUGCUCAACAUAGUAGUUCAAGGCAUGCUAAAGAAAAAAACGACUUCCCAGAGUCAACCAACUCCACUAGAACACAUGCUUACAAUAAAGUGGAUGAUGAAUCAGAGGAAGACAUGUACGACGUCCAGGUAUCAGACCAUCGAGGGAAGAAUGGAUACCAAAGGAAUUCUGAUAGCCAUAGCAGAAUAUCAAGUUCUUCAAGUGGAUAUUACUAUGCAGAUAACAAUCACAGACAUCCUUCCCGCACAGACAAGCACAACUCUUCUUAUGGGUCUCAAAAGCAUUCAUCAAAACAAAUGGCUCCUGCUGUAGUAUCUAGCAAGCGCAGCAAACACAGAAAGCAAAACAUAGAACAGAAAAUCUCCAAGUUUUCUCCUAUAGAAGAAGCCAAAGAUGUGGAAUCUGAUUUUGCUUCAUAUACUGUCACAACUUCAGCUGCAGGAAAUAAUGUAAUCCUUAGGGCGCAGAAGCUUCAGGACGAAAUAACAUAUGGUCUCAAGAAAAAUAUUUAUGACCAGCAGAGAUAUUCUGGUCACAUUAGUAGAGAAGCAAUGGAAGAUUCAGAGAGAGGAUACAGCAACAGACCAAGGUCAUCUUCAAUGUAUGGAAUGGAAAAAGCAGGCAAAGAAGCAGCAAGUCCAAGAAGUAAAUCUUAUGAAAGAGACACAAUGGAGAGGUCUCAAAAGAUAGGAACGAGCCAUAGUCGAGGCCGGGCUCCAGUAAAAUCCCAGGCAUCUGAAGAGGAAAGUCCUCUGAGUCCUACGGGAAACCAGAUGCAUGUGGCACGGACCUCUAGAGAAUCCCUCCCACCAAACGUUGUAGAUAGUAGAUCCCAAUUUGGCUCCAGCCACUCCCUGCCUGAUGUUCAGGAUGUGAAAGAGUCAUCACGUAGCCAUACCUACAGAGAGGACGAUGGUUACGUCAUGGAUGAUAUGCACUGUGCUGUUUCUGACAGUGAAGCCUAUCACUUGGGCCAAGAGGAGACAGACUGGUUCGAAAAGCCGAAGGAGCGCUCCAGGCAUUACGGUGGACAGUCUUCAUCGCAGAGGCGCAGCCACCGAAACCACUCGCGCCACAACUAUGAGGAGACACCAGCGGAUGAGAGCUGGCAGCAAGCGGAGCGCUCACAGUCGCGGUACUCCUCAAAGGAUCACCAGAAGCAGCCUGCGUACCAGUACGGAGAGCCGGCCCGCCACUCUUCACGCCACGCCACUGAUGAGCCUUCCCGCAAGUCGUCAAGGCAGCAUCCGAAAGAGCAGCAUCGCCAAGAAUCCCGGCAAUACGCUCAGCAGCCUCCGCAGAGGAGAGGCCAAUCGGCCGAGCAGAGAUCCCAACGAGACCCUCACUCGGCUUCUGCCGAGUGGACCCAGCCUCGGUCAUCUGGGCAUCACCCGGAAGCUGAGGCGUCCCGGUCACAGAAGCACUCUCAGCAGCAGCAACAGGCAGCCAGGAAACAGUCGGAAUCUCCUCAGCAACAAGGCCGGGCCCAGCACAGCCAACCUGCCUCGUCGAGGAGUCAUUCUCAGCGGCCUGCACCAUCGCAGCAAAGAGCGGCGCCAGCGCAGCAGCAGCAACCACGCCAAGCCCAGCCUCAUCAACAGCAACAGCAACAUCCAGGGCCCGCCCAACAACAGCAGCCGGCGCUGCUGCGGCAACCUCAACAACAACAACAACAACAACAGGCGCUGCUGCAACCUCAACAACAACAACAACAACAGGCGCUGCUGCAACCUCAACAACAACAACAGGCACAGCAACCUCAACAACAACAACAACAGCCGCGGCAGCAGAGUCUUCAGCAAUCAGCAGGUCAACCCCAGCCCCAGACACAACCCCAGCCACAGGCACAACAGGCACAGACGAGACCUGCCACCACCAUGACAAAGCCAGGUCAAACAACCGCUGGAAAACCUGCAGUGAAACAAGCAACUGCACCACAGCAAGCUGCUCAUGUAGCAGGUUCCAAACCAGGUGAAGAAAAAGAGGGUGAUAUCGGAGCUUUUGUCUCCAAAAUGUUGCCAGGAGGAGCAGCUGAGCAGGCUGGGAAACUGACUGAAGGCAUUGCUUCUUUUGGCCGUAAAUUAACUUCGUUUUGGUGAUCGUGCUGCUGUAAGGAAACUUGAUGUGGGAGUGGAGAGAGAUGGAACACACUGAAAAAACCUAUGAAGAUGAGAAUACAUUGAACAAGAAACCUAAGAGCGUGGGACUCUGUGUAACUCGAAAAGAGGAAGAGGCAAAAUUGGGACCUGAAUGGCAACAGGAUACUAAAUAUGCACAUUGAAUGGAGAGACAGUUUUUAUUCAACUCUGGCAGAAGGACUGUAGAACAUCUUCGAUAUUGAAGGCCAGACAGCAACAGAAAGCCAUGAGUCUGUGUGAGGGCAGAGAAUGAAUAACCUCACUGUCCUUAUCCAGCACUGCAGGAAAUAUAACCCCAGUAUCUGACAGCUCUGCCAAGGAUUUUCUGGUCGUCCCAUAGAUGAAAUUGUAAGGUGAAGCUCGUCAGUGUCUGUCUAUGCAAUGUGAAGAGGAAAACGCAUCCAAAGGGGAACACUGUACCUUGUUCAGAGUUUACACAAAGGCUGGCUGUGCUGUAAGCAUUGUUGCAGGUUGCCCGAAGAAUUGAGGAUGUUGCACGGCGUUUCAGGAUAUCUGAUGUCUUGGUUCUCAGGAGACUAUUACACAUGGGCACACAAUGACAUUUUGGAGGCCAAAUUUUGAGCAAGUUUGAAUCUUCUGCUAGUUUUGGUGGAAUUUUAAAUUGAAGCCUUUUUAGGCCAUUGAAAAUCUCCAUCUAUUGGCUAUCACAAGACAAUAUCCAGUGAUGGUUUGGGGAUGCCUUCUGCCUAAUGAUGAAUAUUUGGAAUUUUUUUACCUCCAAAUGAUGUUUGCAGAAUUUGGAAUUCCUUAUGCCUGUUCAAUGACCUCUUACCUUGGACCCUGAAGGGAAAGAUUGGAGCAUGCACAGAGUCCAGUUUCUCUCACUAAAGCUUUUGAUCUUCAUAGGUUUUUUCUGUAUUCAUACAGCAGAAUUCCCUGAGGUGGACUUAUUACCUUUUUUAGGGCUGGGAGCAAAAGCUCCAUUUUUCCCAAACAUUCCACUGUCUUUUGUUCAGUUUCCAGCUGAUUCUUUAAGAUGGGCAGGUGCAACUCUUGUAUGCAAAUUGUUGUGGGCCUCGAGGCAUUCUAGAGUAUGAUGGCAGUACUCAGCCCCUUACCCAGGACCUAGCAUUCUUCAAUGAUUGUGAACCAUAAGCACUGGUCAUAAAGACCAGAAGUGUUAAAAGUGACCACAUAACUGGUGACACCUGGACUGACAUCGUGGCCAGUCAUGUCAUUGCAGCUAUCAGAAGCUAUUCCAUUCCUUUAUUUUCAGUGAGCGUACUCUACAUAAUGUUUUCUCGUCAACAUGUUUGCCUGGUAUUUUUCUAUAUGCUAUUUUGCAGCCGCCUUAAUCAUUCCAAUUUUCUAUUGUAUACCUCAAACGGAUUUUUGUUUUCUUUUGUAUAUGACCUGCAUUUUUCCUUGCCGCUAUGCAGUACUGGAUUUGUAUGGGGUAGGAAGGGGGAGGGAUGGUACUUUUGGAAACAAUAGGUCAGUGGGAGGCUGACAAGAGCAUAACUGGAAGAGAAAGCUUGCCUCUGCCCUGGAUCUAUGGUAAUGUGCAAUUCAUUUGGGCUUCCACUCAUCAGAAUAGGAUGGAAGAAAACAAUUACCAAUUCAGAUUUUCUAUGCAAUGAUGAGAAAACUGUGUUAAUAUUUAAUACUGAAUUCAAUGUUAUAUAUAAAUGGCGUAAAUUAAGAUUAUGCUACUGAUAUUGAGAAGCAAUGUUUUAAGUGUAACUCAUUACCUGUUGUGACCUGUCAAGUGAGGUGUUGUUGAACCUUUUGACGGGAUCCGUUGCCAAAGGCAUCGCCAUGUUAAAACAGUGGACUAGUACUGUGCUUGUCUUCGUCUCCAGGUUAGAGCAUGACUUGCUGAUUCAGUGCUUGCCUUCCAUUUUGUUUGGUAUUGUAGUUGUUAGCGUUGCCCAUAUUAACCAUAUGCACUUGCUCUUGGCAAGCCACGACCCAGGAAGUUCCAGCUGUACUCGGGGAAUCCAAUUUGUAAUCUAUUAGAUUUCCCAGUCUUGGGGCAGGACAUUUCUGUUUAAACUGGAUACAUCAUAUUCUAAAUACCUGACUCUCUCUACUCUUCCAGCUCUGUUGCUAAUGGAAUGACAAUCCAGACUAAUAAUUCCCAGAUACAGAAGCGCUCAAGUGUUUUCUAUUUAUGGAUACUAAAGGCAAAUUAAAUGCACAUACGUCAAUCAGAGAAAGAUGAGGUGGGGUUUGAGAUGACCUGAGGAAUAUAAGUUAAGCACAUUAAUUUAUAGUUUGGAUGGUCAGACUUUAGAUGUUGAACUCAGCGCCUUGAAGGUCAAACCAUCCAGAGGCUGGUGAUUUAUUUUCAGUUUAAUGUGUAGGAUUUUUGGUUUCGGUGAGGUUUUUCCAACUUUUGUGAUCCUUUUCACUUCCGUCGUUGGACUAUCACCCGCCUGUCAUGAACCCCCAUCUGGAAACAAGUGGAAUUAUUACAAACUCUAACACCGACAUCACCAGAUCAUCUAUCAGCAUUUGGAGUCCAUCCAAUUUCAAAUUACGGAUCAAUCUUCAGUCAUCCUCUAAGUUCCAGAUGCCUCUGCCAUCAGCUACUUUCUGACGAAUGAACAUCAUCAAACUCGACAUAUGCCUUAGAAUAUCAACCUGAUGUUCUACCCUUUUGCUGGCAGAAACCUAGAAAGGAAUUUGCAUAAAGUGGGGCUGUUUAUUGAAGUUGACCUAUGGACUUCUUCCCAAGAUUUAAGAUUCAAUCAAUAGAGUCCUAAAUACCCCUGUUACUACGUAGAGCCUUGGGGAUAUCACUUUUUCUCGGUGGCUGACUGGUUUCACUGAUUACUGCUCCCUCCCCAUUUUGUGUUGUUUUACCCGCAAUCAGCAAGCUAUCUGCACCUUCCAUAUGUUGUGAUGUCAACCUGUAUGUAUGUUUGUAUGUGCAAGUGUAUGUAAAUGCAUGAAUAAUCAAUUCUGAAAAAAACAGUUGGUGUGAACUUAUUUAUGACUAAUCAUGUAUUCAGUGAGCACUCGAAGACAAAAACCCUUCAGGGUGACACUAACAUUUUGGGAGAUGCAGUCACAUUUCUAUAUAAAAGUAUCAUCAUAAGAAGAUGCUUUUACAGUCUAAUCGGCAGCAUAUAUAUUUAUAUAGAGGUACAUCAGAUUGAGGAAUAUAAUAAGGUUCUGUAAAAUACUGAAAUUUUACUUCAGAGUAUCCAACAUUAAAAAUGUAUAUAAAAUUAUUUACAAUUCUGUAAGAGAGAUGGUGUAUAUUUUGAAAGCUAUAAAAAGAGAUUUACUAUCUAAGAAGUUUAAUGCAUUUAGGUUUUAGGUGUUUUUAAGGGUUGUGCAAUCAAAGAUUUACUUCCUCUCUUGUGUGGUAUUUGUGAAUGAAGAACACAGAUACAUAGUCUGUAACUGAACAUUACUAUCCACUGGAAAUAAUGUUAUCCUGCAUCCCACCACAAAGAUCCACAAUUAUCUCUCAACCAAAAUAGGACAGUAAAUUGCAUUCGGACUUCUUCCUGGAAACUCUAGAAGGACUGAAGUUCUUCAUUAAAUCUUUGCAGCCAUUGCAUUCGAAAGAAAAAUUCAAAUCUUAUUUAACAGGCUAUUACAUAUUUGAGACUCUCAGUACAGGCAAUGAAAAGUGAAUAAGAGAAUUCUCAUGUAUUCAACAUUAGGAAAAUAGAGGCAUUUUAAAAUCAAGAUCUCAAUUAGUUCUAGUCUCUUAACAUGAGCAACUUAAUAGGGAACACUGCCACUUUGAAUAUUUAACAAAUAUCCAUGAGAGGUUGAAUUAAUAGGUUAUCAGUUCAGGCUGGGCUGAAUCCAUUUUCAUUGAUUGAAUGAGCAAAUCAUAGGUACGCAACUUCUCAGUCUUAACUGUCAAAAUGUUGCAGAUGGUUUUCAAAGGUACAUCUGGUGCUCUAAUGCUGAACUGCUGGAUUACUGCUACUCGAGAACAUUAGUGAACUUUAUGAAUAGCAAAGUAGCCAUCAAGUAGUGCAAUUGCAAUUUUGUCUGGCAUCCCAUAGACUUUUCAUAACUAAUCUCCAUAGGCCUUGGACGUCAGCCAUGUAGAGUGUAACUGAAAAUGCAAGUUAAAAGUAUACAUGCUGACCAUCAAAUGGUUAGAAUGGAAUUAAGAAGCAAUUCUUUAUAAAAGGCCAUAUAAAUCAAUAUGGUAUUUCAAGCACACACAAUGGGUUUCAAAAUGUAAACUGGGGUAGGUUAAAAAAGUUUUUAUUUAAUGACGAUUAUUUGAAUCAGAUUCUUUAUAGAGAUUAGGGACAUCUUUGCCUAUUUUUUGUGUUUUUAAGUAUUACUCUGAGGAUUAUUAGUGAGUAAAUGCAAUGUACAGUUUGACAAAAAGGAAUUUCUUGUUUUGAGAUGAGACUGUAGGUUGGGUUCAGCGUGGAUGAAGUGCUUUUAGAAAUCGUUGUCUAAAUGUCCCUUUAACAGGUAAAACAUAAUAAAGUACAGGCCACACAACACCACUAACAGUACCAAAUCACAAAUUGCCACAGAGGCCACACAAACAUUCAGUUUUAUCACAGACAUUGGCAGACAUCUCCAGUCACUAAAAGUUACAAUCUCCCCUCAUAGCUCAUCUGUUGUCUUCAUUUGCUGAUGAACCACAUUCUUGAAGAAAGACACUACACUGCAACCUUAAAGAAGGUGAAUUUAGAGGAGAUGAGUGUUGAAUGGCAUUUGGAACUGAGGUCAAUAUUGUGCAGUGCACAAUAAUUAUAUUAAGAGGCUACCCUUGGUGUCUGAACAAGUGAAUAGCUGGAGCCCUGAACAGUCAGGUUAUUAUAGGGUGAUAAUAAGGAUGCUUCAGUAGGCUUCAUUGUCUUUGACUUAGCAGGGAAUAAAUGCCCAAGGUUCUAGUUGAGAGUAGGUAAGUCUCUCUCACGGCUCCAGUGCCUGAUUUUCUUGACCCAUUAGGACUAUAAGUCCAGAAAAAUGGAAAAGGUAGGCAUGUUAUCUUUAUCCUCCUCACUUUGUUUGCCUAUCCAAUGACAGUGUCAGCCCUGUACUCCCUAUAUGAUGAGCCUUUAGUCAGUGCAGCCUCCACUUUAUUCAAGUUUCGUGAUUUUAACGCAGUUGAUUUGGCUGCUAAAGAUGAUAUUUGUUUCUCUAUGUAAAUAUUUGUACAGUGUGUAAAUCUCAUCAGAUUAUCUAAACAGCCACUGGGUGUGGGUAUCACAUACCAGCAAUCCUGCCAACUUAUGCUUGUUUAAAAAAAUAAUUUUAAAAUACGGCAAAAAAACCAUUGUGUUUGUGGCUGGCUCAUAUAGACCAUUGAGAAACUGUAUUCAGUUGUUAUCUGUGUAGAGUUUUUACAUGUUGUGUAUGAAAAUGAGGUGACUUCCUAAACUGAACCUGACUUCCAUGGACGUGGAAGGAGGACUGUAAAACUCACUGUUAUAAGUGCAAUGAAUAAUUCAUGUAUGAACAUUGUAAAUGUGUGCUGCACUGUAUACUGUGAUGGCUGUAGUAUUGAAUAUAACAUGAUAUUGUAUAAUGUGAUUGUGUAAAAGGUGU